AUGUCAACGCGCUGUGCUUUUGCUCUGGGAGGUGGGCAUGAUUCGCGAGAACCUCGGACCUCCACCAGCCACAGUGGCGGUGGCAGUGGCGGUGGCGCAGACGAAUCCGAAUCCGAAUCCGAAUCCCCUAGGCUCUCGGCUCUGGGACUGCUCACUCGCUCCUUUCCUCAGCUCUCACUUCCUGCGUGUUUCUGCCAACAUGCAAUGCCAAAAGUCCCCAGUCUUUGGCAGCCGCACGACCAUGUGCCGCCAUCGAGGAACUAUGAGGAUGAUCGUCAGUGGAGGAAGAAGCCACUCACCCCGGCACAGUUGAUGGUCCACGAUGUGCGCUUGGAAACACUGCGUGCCGAACGGGGUCCCCUGCUGGAGAUAGUUGAAAGGUCAGCAUCAAGCCUGGUUCCAGACAGCGCAGCCUAUACACCUUCUGCAAGUCUCCUCCGCAUCUCUGAAGCCACCGACAAUGCUAUAGAGAAACAGCGAUUCAGCAAUCUGGAGGAAGAUCAUGGCUGGAUGCGAUAUCUUCGUCUGCGGAAGUACCAGCGAGAUGCGUUGGACGACGAGGAUUCAGCCAAAUGUCGAUGGAUACAUUGCUCCAGCCAAUUCCCGGAGUACAUUGCUGGAACCCUCUGGGCCUUGUCUGACGACAUAGCGACUGUAGCAGAUUCCAUGCGUAUGCUCGACAUUGCAAUCCAGAGACAGACCCGCUUCUCCAAGCAUGGCAAGCAUUUUGCCCCAUUCGCCAAAGUCCUACAGCCGGCCUCCGUCAGCGGCGAUGGAGAGGAUCUCUACCCUCUGCUGGUUUCCGUGCCAUUCUUGGACUGGACGACACAGGGCCCAACUCCACCUCUCCGAUUUCAGGUCGACAGGCGAGAAGGAUUUCUGUCAUCAAGGUCGUCCGCACACAUCGUACGUUCUAUCCUCCAGUACUAUUAUCGCCUGGAGGAUACUCAUGAUCGCGAAGGCUCACAGGUCUUUGCUAAGCACAAGCCUUGGAGCAAUAAUCGUGAGAUGGACCUGAAAGUGCGACAAUGGUAUGGUCGCUAUCCCACACGUCUAAACGUCGACGAACUCUGGAUUCUUGCCAUCGAUCCUGAGCAUGUUGUUACCUUCUCGUCUAAUCAGACCUGGAAGUCACGCUGGCCACCAUUCCAGCUCAUGUCCAGGAUCUCGGAUGUCUCUUUUCGUGGCAUUCGCAACAAUUACUUUAGGUCCGACGAGCCUCGAGAAUACACUGCUUUUACGCAUACUAUCGCGAGCUUGAGUGGCGCCGUUGGUAUGCUGCAUCGCAACUUCUGGCCCGAUCUGUAUCUAUGCAUGGCUGAUCGAUACGCUGGUCAUCUUGGGCAUCUCCAAUACCGACUUCACCGAGCGCCGUCAACCAAACUGGUCAUGGAUCUCAUUGCAUGCCAGGAAGAACUUAACAUUGUCAUACAGAUCACUGAAGAUCAAUUGGACACUAUCAACGUACUGCGAAGUAUAUCGGAGGCCAUGGGUGGUGCGAAUGACGCUCAAGCGCCAUCGCCUGUCGCCAGAAGGCCAGGCUCUGUGCAGUCGACCAGGACCAAUCAUUACGGAGACCUUGAGGACUAUGAUGCCACAUACAAUCACAUAUCGCGACGGUCGACAUAUCGCCAACUUUCAGCAUCUGUACUCACUGACCCUGUGGCACAGCUCGUGGACAAUCUCGAGCGAGAACUAGCCGACCUGCGAGAUCUCCGAGAUAAUACAGACAGGCUGGUCACCAGGACCAUCCAACUCGUCAAUAUACGUCUCGAAGACCAUGGAAAGGCCAUUCUCGUGUUCACGGUGGUGACCAUCGUCUUUCUACCUCUUAAUUUUGUUUCCAGCUUUUUUGGUAUGAAUUUCUCCGAUAUCAGGGACAUGGAGAAGACGCAAUGGCUCUUCUGGGCAGUAGCCAUUUGCGUCACCGCAGGCGUUGUCAGUGCGUCAAUAUUUCUGGCAUUUUCUGGAGCGCCGAUGCUGGAGAAGCUUCAUAUGUGGCGCGAGACGAGGAGAGAGACUCAGGCAUCGACAACGACAGCACUACGACGACGAGCAGCCUUCGGAAGUACUUCUGGCUUCAGGGUAUACGGCACCGAUAGGCCGAGUUGA
Molecule: messenger RNA, 2112 nt
Organism: Pseudocercospora fijiensis CIRAD86
Lineage: Eukaryota; Fungi; Ascomycota; Dothideomycetes; Mycosphaerellales; Mycosphaerellaceae
Exons: 1
Coding region: 1-2112 (703 amino acids)
Biological process (GO): metal ion transport; transmembrane transport
Cellular component (GO): membrane
Molecular function (GO): cobalt ion binding; magnesium ion transmembrane transporter activity; magnesium ion binding
Source: RefSeq, a predicted model, not a curated record